AGCCUCCUUUUCGCCGUAACUUUCAACGCGUGCGGGAUAUCAUUAAGGACGUCCGCUAUUCACGAUGUCUGAUGCGGAAGGAGAUGAUGUCCCUACAGGACCUAUUGGUUCUAUGGAUGUAAACACUGCUUUACAGGAGGUGCUCAAAAAUGCGCUGAUCCACGAUGGUCUCUCGAGGGGUCUUCAUGAAUGUGCUAAAGCCCUGGGAAAACGUCAAGCUCACCUGUGUAUUCUGGCAAACAACUGUGAUGAGACGAUGUAUGUGAUGUUAGUGGAGGCACUUUGUAAUGAACAUGGCAUCAACUUGCUGAAGGUUGAAGACAACAAAAAACUUGGCGAGUGGGCUGGACUGUGCAAGAUUGACAAAGAAGGAAAAGCCAGGAAAGUUGUAGGCUGCAGUUGUGUUGUUGUCAAGGAUUAUGGGAAGGAGUCUCAAGCCUUAGAUGUCUUGAACGAGUACUUUAAGUCCAAGAAAUAAACCUGUUGCAGUGUCAUCAUAUAAUAAAACUAUUGGGGCUGUGGGUUUUAUUGUAUGAUGAGUAAAACAAUACAAAGAUGCUAAACUA
Messenger RNA from Liolophura sinensis, 566 nucleotides. RefSeq names its product small ribosomal subunit protein eS12-like. The coding region runs from base 65 to 478 and encodes 137 amino acids. The record is from RefSeq and is a predicted model, not a curated record. Gene Ontology annotation, biological process: translation. Gene Ontology annotation, cellular component: ribosome. NCBI's taxonomy places the organism in Eukaryota, Metazoa, Mollusca, Polyplacophora, Chitonida, Chitonidae. Gene Ontology annotation, molecular function: structural constituent of ribosome. The transcript is spliced from 6 exons.